This is a messenger RNA of Coccidioides immitis RS, 1345 nucleotides long. RefSeq lists its product as uncharacterized. The record is from RefSeq and is a predicted model, not a curated record. The transcript has 3 exons. Lineage: Eukaryota; Fungi; Ascomycota; Eurotiomycetes; Onygenales; Onygenaceae. The coding region runs from base 1 to 324 and encodes 107 amino acids.
AUGGCACUUCCACGACUGCUGCUUUCGAAGCGCGUAUUCCAGAACACGACGUCUUUUGGGGCUGAAAAAGUUUCUGGACUCGCUGUGGAGAGUUACGGCGGGAGGCCUACGGGCCAACUAAGCCAGAUCGGGUUUAGCGCCGACUCCCCCACCAAAGCAGCCCGGCAGCCAACCAGCCAACCAACUCCUCUGCCCGCCAACGUCGGCCAUCGCGAUUCAGCCUAUCAGUACGAGAAGACCUGGUCCUGCAGACCAUCAUGGAGUCAGCCUGACGACAUCUUGCAGCCAUCCAGCCACAGCCUUCCAGCGACCCUGCUAGUUUGAGCCACAGCUUCGUACCAACUACCUUGGAAAAUGGUUGGAGUGUGCCCUUGGCAAUCAUGUGAUCCGCACAAAGCGGAAAACGGUGAGGGGCAUCCCUGGUCAAAAUCCCACCUUGGAGGGGGGCAACCCGUCCAGUGCUUUUCUGGUGGGUUGAUAUCCAACACGACUACUUGCGGUGAAACGUUGGGAAUUUGUCCUCCCGAACCAUUAUGAGCUGCCUUCGCACGAUGAUGACUAUGUGAAGGCGAAAGGGUAUGGCCGAGGAGCUGGACGUUGUUUGGCCUCUUCUGGGGCCUUUGGUAGUCGAUGAUGGUAGUGGCGUGACCAUCUCCCGUCUUCUUUUCAUCAGAAUCAUCCAGGCUCAACCUCAGUUUCAAGCAGUUGAGUGGCUUAUCAAGCAAACUCGUGAUGGCCCAGCUCCACCGCGAAGGGCCGUUUCAGCUGCUCACUCUAACAGGGCGCCGGCCCAUGCCCCCAAUAUCACCGAUUCGACAAUCCCCUCUUGUCAACACCGCCUCUGAGCCAAUCAAUCAUUAGACCCUGCCCUUGUCCUGCAUUUGAGUUGGGACUACGCCACAAGGCAGCAGUUCUAUUGUUGCAUCAGGCUCCCGAAUACCGGGGAACAAUCUGCAGCAAGUACUCUGACUCAAGGGAAGGGAGAGUAAAGAAUUGAGUUUUCGGUCUCCUGACAAACUAGAUCCCAAACUUUGUCUCGAUUAUUUUUUUUUCCAUCCUUAUGUCCAUGGAGGUUUUCGCUCUCCAAUUUUUUAUUUUUACUUUUUUUAUUUAGAUGGUGUGUGGGAAGAAGGCUCCCCUAUUCCAAGGCUCGAAAUUCGCGUUUCACAGCCCUUUAUUGUCUGCUUUGCCUUGUUACGAUUGCCGAUUACGGGAAAGGCGUUUUCUAUAAACGCAAUCUUGAGUGUGUGUCAAUUUGACAAAUCGUAGACCCUCCCAACUGUGAAAGUCUCUAGCGCACUAGGUAUAUAUGUCAAGCUCUUUCCUCCUCGCUCGCUACACAACA